Amaranthus tricolor (Joseph's coat) is the source of this 1002-nucleotide messenger RNA. RefSeq lists its product as uncharacterized. The transcript is spliced from 2 exons. The record is from RefSeq and is a predicted model, not a curated record. Bases 1 to 1002 code for a protein of 333 amino acids. NCBI's taxonomy places the organism in Eukaryota, Viridiplantae, Streptophyta, Magnoliopsida, Caryophyllales, Amaranthaceae.
AUGCUAGCACGAAACCUCACUGCCGCUUUCUCUAAACAACUCCGUGCCGUCAUAAAUUAUACUCCCACCCAACAACGAGUAUUAGAAGACAUGGCGGAGAAAAUAAAAAACUUGCGGGAACGAAUCGAACCCCACCAGGAGAUACCGAAUAGACGCAAUAAGAAAAGGCGGGAGAGAUCGAGAACCCGCACGAGUCUUAGCAGGAGUGAUCCACAAGAUGGAGUGUCUAAGUCCGCCUCUCAAGAUGCCCGAACCUACCUAGAAAGCAAAAAGCAAAAGGCCUCCGAAAGCGUCCAAUCGCUGGUGAAUAGAAGGAGGCAAGAGAGGGAGAAGGCACAGCUCGCAGGAUCUAGCCAUCCCAUGAGUCCUGUAACCAUGCCACGGAAUGAGGUCGAGGUAAAUAACCUCCCGAAAGAUCAUACGCCAAUAAUCUCCCCGUUGGCUUCAGAAGUACUAAGUACCCCCAACCCGGGGAAAAUAAAAAUCCCAAACAUGACAGUAUUCGACGGCACGUCAUGCCCCGAAGAACACUUGAUGGCCUACAAAAAUUUGAUGGUGCUGCACACUACCAACCCAUCCUUGUGGUGUAAAUUCUUCCCAACUACUCUUACUGGAGUAGCCUUGACAUGGUACACCUCCCUUCCGGGAGGAAGUAUCCAUAACUUUGCCCAAUUAGAAGGCAAAUUCCUGGGUCAUUUUGUGGCAUCCAGGAGGCAGGAGAAAUCCAACUUCCAUCUGCUUAGCAUAACGCAACUGGAAGGGGAAUCCAUAUCAUCUUACUUGAAAAAAUUCCAUGAGGCCGUACUGGAGGUGACGGAUCUGGAAGAAUCAGUCGCCUUGAAUGCCCUGAUCAACGGAAUGAAGGCGCAGAGAUUGAAGUUCCAGUUGGUCGAAAGUCAGGUGAAGACAUAUGCAGAAGCCAUGAAGCAAUGUCAAAGCUAUGUCACCGCCUCCGAAAUAUGCCAGGCACACGACCCGAAAAGGCGAAAAUCCGAAAAGUGA